This is a messenger RNA of Octopus sinensis (East Asian common octopus), 4269 nucleotides long. Its product is annotated as pirin-like protein. The record is from RefSeq and is a predicted model, not a curated record. Lineage: Eukaryota; Metazoa; Mollusca; Cephalopoda; Octopoda; Octopodidae. The coding region runs from base 404 to 1342 and encodes 312 amino acids. The transcript is spliced from 9 exons.
GAGAGAGAGAGAGAGAGAGAGAGUUCUGUUGUGAUGGCACCGUUCUAUGAAACAGCAUCAAAGACCGAAACAAGAAGCAUGAAAUAGAAUUAGGCGAAGUAAUAUCAUUGCGACUGGAACAAUCCUAUUUCAUAAGGAGUUGAGUUGAAGGAUGGUGCAGAGAUAGAAAGGCAGAUAGAGAUGAAGAGUGAGAGAUAGAAAGGCAGAUAGAGAUGAAGAGUGAGAGAAAGAAACAGUGAGAGAGAAGUAGUAGGGGAUUUAAAACCACGGGAGAGAGAGACAAAUUGGGAGUGAAAAUAUAGAUUGGAGGAGAAAAAGACAGAGGGGAAUAGUGAAAGAAAGAGAAAGUGAGACACGCAGGAUUUACAAAUAUUUCCAGUUUUUAAUAUGAAUAUGAUGAAUAAUGACACAUAAAACUGUGACAAACCUUCAGACUGUGAAACAGACCCAUGGUGGAGGCUUUCUCGUCAGGAAGGUGAUUGGAGGAAGUAUAUCAUCAUGUGAUCCUUUCAUCAUGUUGGACCACAUAGGUCCAGUGGAUUAUAAACCUGGUGAAGCUGUUGGUGCUCCUGACCAUCCACAUAGAGGUAUUGAGAUCAUUUCCUACAUCAUUGAUGGAAGUCUGACACAUGAAGAUUCUGCAGGAAACAAAGGUGUUUUGGAGAAAGGCUGGGUUCAAAUGAUGACUGCAGGACAAGGAGUGGUCCAUGCUGAGAUGCCAGCUGAUGAAAUUGUGGAAAAUGGUGGAAGAAUGGAGGGCUUUCAGCUCUGGAUUAAUCUACCAGCUAAAGAAAAGAUGAUUGAUCCUCAGUAUGAAGACAUUCCUCCUGAAAAGAUUCCUGUGAUAACAAUGGAUGGUGGAAGAGCGAGAGCUAAGCUAAUAGCUGGUGAAAUUGAAGGAAAAGCCUCUGUCAAACAGACAAAGAUUCCAACAUUAUUUCUAGAUAUUUUACUGGAACCAGGAGCAACAUUUACAUCUGAAGUUAUUGAAAAUCAUGCUUGUUUUAUUUAUAUUUGGCGUGGAUCUGGUUUUCUUGGAGAAGAUUGUAAACCAGCCAGUAUUGGUCAAGUUGGGCUCCUCAGUACCUCAGGGAAAAAAGUGACAAUCAAAGCUAGUGAAGAUCAAAGUUGUAAUGCACUACUCAUUGCUGGUGAACCAAUCAUGGAACCUGUGGUAGGCUAUGGUCCUUUUGUCAUGAACACAGAAGAAGAAAUACAACAGGCCAUCUUAGAUUACCAAAAUGGUGUGUUAGGUUCUAUUCCAGGAGAAGCUGAACGCAUGCACCAGACUAAACUUGCUCAAGCAUUGCAAAAGAAAAACAACACAUGGGCAGACAGAUAAUAUAAUAUUCUGUCUCAGAUGUCUUGACAUUAUAUCUUUGUCUUUAAUAUUACAAAUCUGCUAAAAACAAGCCCUUUCAAAUUUAAAAAUUGGACCUGUGGAAAUUUACUCUUUAUUUUUUACCAUUUUUGUUACUUACUAUAAUAACAAUAAUAAUAAUAAUAAUAAAGUAAGGUUCUGUUGAUAUCUCUGAAUAGUCAGGAACACAUAGAUACUAUAUAUAUAUAUAUAUAUAUAUAUAUAUUGAAUAAUACUUUGCUCUCUUACUUUUUUUUAAGGUUAAAAGAAGAUUUUUUUCCCAUAAAUGUGCCCAAUUAUUAAAUUCUGAAAAGAAAAGAAACAAGAACAAAAACAAACUAUUUUUAUUAUUUAUAUGGUGACAAGUACGUUAUGUGCCAUAAAAAAAGAUGAUUAUUUUAAUCAUAUUCUUUAAAUGAAUUUCUGUAUAGUUAUACACUCUGGAAUGAUUUUUCCAUUGAAGUUGGACUCUUUAAUCUUCCCUUUCUUUUUAUUACUGUGGGGAAAAUGUAAAUGUCAUAGGCCAAAGAUUGAAUGCAAUGAUGUUUGUUUAUAACUUAUUUUAAGAAUGAUGUUAUUUAAAUUCAUUUUAAAAGAUUCUUUGAUAUAAAAAAUGAGUGAAAGAAUGAUCUCCCUUAGAUACCAACAAUGACAUCAAGCCAUAUACAGCAUUUAUAUGUGUUUACAUACAAAUGUAGAAACAGACAGACCUGGUUAGGGCUUCAUUCAAUAGACUGUACCAGUUAUAAGCUUUAAAAAAGCUGGAAAACUAAUGUGGCUGCUCAACUCUGAACUUCCUGUACAAUACUGUACCAGUAACAAACAAGACUGCAUCAGUCAGCCUGUUCUGAAGCACAUGAUAUCACAAAAAUCAUACUAACCAUGUUUACAUUUAAUUUGAAAGAAGUGAACUUCUUAAUGUAAGAGAGAGAGAGAAAAAAAAAAGCACUAAUCUCUUCUAUCAUUCAUUUCUGUUUUGUGAGAGAAUCAUUACAGGAUUUCAACAGCUAGAAUCACUAAAUCUUCCACCUAUAAAUACAUGUAUUUAUAAUUCUUUUUUGGAAUAGUGGAUCUCAAAGCACAUAAAGCUAUAAACAAUAGUAUGUAAAAAUUAGGUUAAAACCGUUUUACACGGAAAGAGUUCAAUGCUGCCUGUGGGACUCAAACCCAUGUCUUUUGUAAGCAUGACAGGCGUUCUAUUUUAUCAUGUCUUCAGAUAUGGGUUCAAGUCCCUUCAACUUUUUUUUUUUAUCUAAAAGGUUUCUUAACCCAAUUGCUACAACCUAUUAUUUAUAACUUUAUAUAUACUCUGAGGUCCACUGUUCCAAAAAAGAAUUAUUUCACAUUAUCUCGAAAAUUUAUAAAUUCUUAUAACAUCAACAUGUAUUUAUACUUGAUUUGUAGUAUUAAAAAAAAAAAAAAGAAAGAAAUACUUAAAAAAUAAAGAAAAUAUACUCAAUUUUGACUAAAUGUUCUAUAAAUAGAUGAUACAGUCAAAACUUUGAUAUAUCAGCUCUUAAACUAUAACCAUAUGUUAGUAUUCUAAAGUUAUAUAACAAAACUGCUCAGAUAUUUAUACAAAUAAUAAAAUAUUUCUAAACUGUAUUUUUUCUCUCCUCUCCCAAUUUUCUAAUAAUUUCUCCUAUUAUAAAGUGUAACUUAAAUUCGUAUAAUGUUUAGUAAUCGAUUUCUUUAGAUAUUAACUUAUUGCAUAUCGUAUCCCCCUACCAUCAGCCUUUUGUGCUUAAAAUAUUGGAGAUCAUUCUUUCACACAGUUCUCCCAUUGGCUAUAAUAGCUAUGGGUUUAUCCUUUCCUUUUGUGGUGCUAUUUAUUCAUCCAUUUCUUUAGCUAUUAAAACCGUUCUUCAUAUUUCGUUCACUGCCUUACUACUAUGGUUUGCAGUUUUUGCUUGUUGUUUCCGUGCUGUGGUAAUAUAUUUUCCAAUUUUUUACAAUAGCAAAUCUCUUCAGAUAGAAGCGUAAGUUUUGUUUUUAGAAAUGAUACUUGAAAGUAUUUUUUCUUUUUUCAACAUUAAAUCCUUUUUCUGUGGUUGGAUAAUCUAUCAAUUUCUUUUGACAAGACACAAGACCUCAGGUUUUUAAAGAGAGAGAAGUUGGAUAUUGCAACGUUUUUGUAGUGAUGUAUUUCCAAAGAGCAGUAUUGAUGUAAGCAAAGUGUAUUUGUUUCAAAUGAGGAGUGACUCUGAGUCAGAGACCUGGGUUGCUGGCCUCAUUCUUUUAGAAAUUAACCUUUAGCACACUAGGUGCAUCAUGUCACUGUAUGAGUUUUCUCCCCUGUAGCUGCAUGUGCAUUGUGUCAUAUUGAGAGGGGAGAAAACUUGUUCAGUGACACAAUGCACUAACAGCAUGCUAAAGAUUAAAUAAUGUAUCAAAUCUGUUAUAAAUCAAAAACACACAAGCACUAACAUAAAGACACAAAACCAAAAUUGUUUGGAUUGAUCUUAAUGUUUAAUGAAAAAAUAAUUCAUAACAAAUUCUAAAACAUACUUUUCUUUGAAGAGUUAUUAAUUUUGUGUAAAGACAAAAAUGUUUUUUUUUUCUUUAAUGAUCACUCCAUUCUCACAUAUACAUAUAUCUGCAUAUAAAAUUUGAAGUUAAUUUCACCAUUCUCAUUGAAAGGCCAGCAUUCUCUCUUACCAGUUUAUCUUUAGACCAAUUUAAAUAUACUAAAGUUGCUAUUAGUAAUGUAUUUCCAGCCGGAUUAUUUUUUAACAAUCGGAUAUUUAUGCUGCCUUAUUUUUUUUAAGGAACCAUACACAUUCAAUCUACAUAUCUUUGCAAAUGUUGGAGGAAAAUAAAAGAAAGAUAGAAGUGUUAGAUAGUUAUGUGAAGUAUUUGUAAACCAUUCAAAAUCUAACCACUCAAUCAAUAAAAUUUUUUCUAUUGUA